CAACACGAUCGAGAAAUCAUCUCCAAUCCGAAGAAACAAACUGAAAAACACGAAACGGGUUCGUUCCUGAAGCUGGUUGAUGCGGUUCUCUUUCUCUGCUUCCUCGUUGUAGCGGUUGCCACCCCUCUGAUUGGCUCCCAGACCUUCCCUUGCAAUGAGCACCUGCCGCGGGCCCUGGCGGACCUCCACAACUGGUAUAGCUGCUCAUACGGGGACUCCCUGGUGACGGAGAAGCCCCAUUUCUUCGUGGGUCUCGUGGGGCUGGAGCUCGCUCUUCUGCGGUAUGGGAUCGUCGCUGCCAGGCCUUGGCUCAGCACCACCUGCUUGAUAGAUGGCGUCUCUGUCUUCACUGGAAUGGCUUCUGUGUUUGCAGAGUUCAUUGGGUCCGGUAAGGCGCCGGAGAAGCUCCUGAUCAUGUAUGGCCUCUUCUGGGCCUUCGGGGAUUUUGUCAUUGUGAGAGGAUGGCUGAGAUCGGAUUCUCGGUCAUCUACUACCACGACUAAAUCAUCGACCACCCCUAGUAACACCAUCGAGAACUCUCCACUUGUUAGGAAGAAGAGGACUUAAUGAACUAUGUGUUCAUGUUCAGAUCGAUUUAGAGGCAUAGACUGCUUCCAGCUAGCUAGCUAGUUCCGGGAAGCAGUAAGAACUUGUGUUCUGCUUCUGCUGAAAGAUUGAAUCGUCUAAACCUACGGUUCGAUGUAACGAUUUGAUUGACCAACGAGCAUUAUCAUCUCUUGAGUUGUUUCAUUGCAUGUUCAAUAUGGGAUUUUACAUCUUUCAUAUGCCUUGUAUGAGCUAAGUUUUGAGCUAUCCAAUUCCACUCUGCUUGGCAAAUA
Messenger RNA from Punica granatum (pomegranate), 839 nucleotides. The record is from RefSeq and is a predicted model, not a curated record. Lineage: Eukaryota; Viridiplantae; Streptophyta; Magnoliopsida; Myrtales; Lythraceae.